CACACGUGGUCAGGGGAGGGGAGCCGGGACGGGGAAUAACGUCUGGAGAAAACAGGCCGAACAACCGGCCGAGCCUGCCACUGGCGCCUCGUCGCCUUUCGGACAGCCGAAGAAGCUGGCUUCUUCCUCCGCCACCCCUCCUGCGCAGCCGUCUCCGAGCCCUUCCCCAUUCGCGGGGUUUGGAAAAGCAUCACCCGUGUCGUUUGGGACUCCCUCGAGCUUCUCUGGGGCUCAAAAUGGCGGCAACGUCGCUUCACCACGGCAACCAUUCGCGCAGCCUACCAGUGGAGCGACCAGUGCGGCCGUCCCCGUGGAGGACGCCGCGCUUCUAAGUAGCUAUACGGAUCGCUACGAACAGGUUAGUUGGAAUUGUACUUCGGGAUUUGGACACUGGUGGUUAUUUUGAUUGAUGCUCACUUUCGAACAGCUCAAGCUUGAUAGGACGAAGCAAAGAGAGAAGGCUAUACGGGAAGGUCAGAUGGCAGAUCCGAACCAGCCAACGUCACUGCAGCAAGCCAUUACGCCUGUGGGUACUUGUACAAGCAUGUGUCCAGAAUUCGAACGCGUGGAGCGCAUUGUUCAGAAGAUGGUCGACAAGAGCGAAAAGUACCUGCAUCCUGCCACGAACACCUUACAAAAUAUGGAAUUGAAGAUGCUCAAGCGGUUUCGACGAUCGGCCGCCGGUUACGACGCGCAACUCCCGUCUGAUAUCAGAACACCUCAAGCGCUCCUUCAGACGAUGAAUUAUCUUAUUCGGCAUGUUCUCGACGGCCUUGAACCGCUUGGAUUGAUUCACAAAUUCGUUUGGGACCGGACUCGUUCAAUCCGCAAUGAUUUUUCCGUGCAACAGCUCACUCAAGAAGACGAUGUCAAGAUUGCCGUGACUUGUCUCGAGCGAAUCGCUCGAUUCCACAUUGUAUCCCUGCAUCUUCUUUCUAGCCCGGCCAACGAGGAACCUUUCGACCGACACCAGGAACGGGAACAAUUGAACAACACAAUGCUUUCGCUAAUGUACUACUACGACGACAACAGAGGCCGCAUCCCGUUUCCCAACGAGGAUGAGUUUCGAGCUUAUUAUAUUCUUUUCUCGAUCCAUGAUCAACGACCUGAUUUGGAAUCCCGCGUUCAGAAAUGGCCGGUUGAGCUGAGGAGCUCCCCUCGCGUUCAGAUGGCACUGGAGCUUUUCGCCGCAGCCAGCAAUACCUGGGAAUACCAGGGUACUCUCGAUGCCAAACGCCCCAACGCUAUCGCUCAGGGCUUCUAUAUGCGGUUCUUCAACCUGAUAGACUCUCCGGGAGUCUCUUACCUAAUGGCAUGCGUCGCCGAAAUCUACUUCAAUCAUAUGCGUCAGACCGCCAUCCGCUCGAUAUGGAAGGCCUACUGCCGCUAUCCAGCUUCUCAACAACACAAAAACGAGGAAUGGACAGUGGAUGAGCUGACUACGGUUCUUCGCUUUGAUGAUUAUGAUCAGACAAUCAAAUUCUGCGAAGAGCAGGACCUCCAGUUCGCCGAAAAUGCAAACGGGGAUCUUUAUCUCAACUGGGGCACCCGUCCUGUGGAUUCAGUCGGUACGUGUGCACUCUCGGCAGCUGUUUCGCCGUAUAUCUCCGUUUGUCGGGCUCAGUUCGCAUCUUAAGGAGCUUGGAUCUUAAGGCUACCAGCUCUGGUACUCAAUUGAUUUGACUCAACGACUAACUCGAUUUGCGCUACAGCCUUUCAGCCAUCCUCGGACCA
Aspergillus brunneoviolaceus CBS 621.78 is the source of this 1734-nucleotide messenger RNA. Its product is annotated as putative leucine permease transcriptional regulator (SAC3). The record is from RefSeq and is a predicted model, not a curated record. Gene Ontology annotation, biological process: mRNA export from nucleus. NCBI's taxonomy places the organism in Eukaryota, Fungi, Ascomycota, Eurotiomycetes, Eurotiales, Aspergillaceae. The transcript is spliced from 2 exons. The coding region runs from base 410 to 1636 and encodes 408 amino acids. Gene Ontology annotation, cellular component: transcription export complex 2; cytoplasm; nucleus.